AUGGAAGUGGUAUGGUUUCAUGGUCAGAACUCAAGUUUGGUAUAUCACUAUAAACAUGCCUGGGAUUAUUUGAAAUAUCAGCACCAAGACUAUCAAGGGAGGACAGAAUUUCUUCAAGAGAAUAUUUCUAGUGGCAAUGUGAGCUUAAAGCUCCAUCAUAUCCGUCCCUCUGAUGAAGGGAAGUACAGGUGUUUCUUUGAAAGUCCCUCUUAUUAUCAUGAGGCAGAAUUCCAAGUGUAUGUGGCAGGAAUAGGCUCUGCUCCUCACAUAUACAUGGAGAGUGCUGGAAAUGAAAGGCUCCAUCUAGUGUGUACAUCCACAGGAUGGUACCCAGAACCUGAAGUGCAAUGGAAGAAUCACCAGGAGGAGCUAUUGCCAGGAGGCACUGUAACCAUAAAGAAAGUGAAUGGGCUGUUCUCUGUUGAAAUGUCAAUUACAGUGGCUGCCAUUUCCAAGGAGAAUGUUUCUUGUGUCAUUGAGAUCCCUCGUUUCAGUCAAAAAAUGGAAACAAGUGUUUAUUUGCCAGGCAUAGGCUCUACUCCUCACAUAUACAUGGAGAGUGCUGGAAAUAAAUGGUUCCGGCUAGUGUGCUCAUCCACAGGAUGGUACCCAGAGCCUGAAGUGCAAUGGAAGAAUCACCAGGAGGAGACAUUGCCAGGAGGCACUAUAACCAUGAAGAAAGUGAAUGGGCUGUUCUCCCUGGAAACAUCAAUUACAGUGUCUGCCAAUUCCAAGGAAAAUGUUUCUUGUGUCAUUGGGAUCCUUCAUUUUAGUCAAAAGAUGGAAGCAAGUGUUUCUUUGGCAGUCUCUGAUAAUCGAUAUGUCUCUGUUAAUCGAUCUGUGGCCACAACUUAUGACACAGGCUCGCCUUAUCGCUUCUUCCUCCUGAAACAAAAUGACAAAAGUGUCAUUUCCUAUUCUCGGCAGCCCAAGGGUGGAGGGGACAUGGAUGUGCUGACUUAUGUGCUGGGUCAGGAGAGAUUCGAUUCAGGAAAGCACUACUGGGAGGUGAAUGUGGAAGGAAAGACGGAGUGGGCUCUGGGGCUCUGUAAGGACUCAGUAUGCAACGAGGAAGAAGCAGACGUCACACCAGAAACUGGAUUCUGGAUUAUUUGUCUGGUUAAUGGUGACACUUACCGGGCUCUCUGCAGACCCUGGAUCCAGCUCCAGUUGGCAGUGGCCCCCAAGACUGUGAGGAUUUUCUUGGACUAUGAAACAGGCACAAUCACCUUCUCCAAUGCUGCUGACUCAACUCACAUCCAUACUUUUCAUGAUACCUUCCAGGAAGCUCUGAGGCCCUGUAGCUUCUCUGGCUCUUUCAGUGAAGCAGAAAAUCGUAACCUUGUGCACCCCUUAGAAAGUAUCUCUGAGAGAAUGAAAAUGUUGAAAUAA
Messenger RNA from Monodelphis domestica (gray short-tailed opossum), 1392 nucleotides. The record is from RefSeq and is a predicted model, not a curated record. NCBI's taxonomy places the organism in Eukaryota, Metazoa, Chordata, Mammalia, Didelphimorphia, Didelphidae.